AUGGCUUUUCUGAACCGUAUAUAAAUUGUCUCAUUUUUGGCACGCACCUCUGAGCUUUACCACAGCAUUCUCUGGCUUUACAGUCACGGGUACCCAUCACUAGGCUAUUGAAAUUGGCGUUGUUACGUUGUAACAUCUCAUAUGGCAUCUUUUUUGUCCGACAACUCCACGCCAGUGUUUGGGAUUGGGAUUGCUGUGCUGUCCAGUUUCAUCAAUGGAUCUACAUUUGUGCUUCAGAAAAAGGGAAUUUUACGUGCCCGUGAAAGAGGGGGAUCCUACUUAGCAGAUAUUGUGUGGUGGAUCGGUACUCUUGCAACUGUGGUGGGCCAGAUCGGGAAUUUUGUGGCAUACAAUGCGGCCCCAGCCGUAUUGGUCACCCCUCUUGGAGCCCUUGGAGUGCUUUUUGGGGCCACCCUUGCCUCCUUCGUUCUUCAGGAGCACCUAAACAUCCUGGGGAAACUUGGCUGUGCGCUUUGCUGCUGUGGUUCUGUAGUGCUCAUCAUUCAUUCUCCAAAAUCUGAUAAUAUGACCUCAAGUGCAGAGUUAGAAGAGAGGCUGGUGGAUCCUGUGGUCAUGGUCUACAUCACACUGGUUGCUGUUCUGCUGUUCGUCUUGAUUGGUUGGUUGGCCCCAGCCUAUGGAUCGUCCAACAUCAUGGUGUACGUUGGCAUCUGCUCCCUCUUGGGUACUUUCACAGUACCUUGCUGCAAAGGUCUUGGUCUGGCCGCUCAAGAUGCCUUUGAUGGGAUUUCUGUAGCCAGCAACAGGGCUUUCAUGCUCUUCUUGGGCUUACUAGGCACUCUUAUAGUCAGCAUCCUAAUUCAGUUCACUUUCAUCAACAGAGCCCUUGAAAGAUUUAGCUCUCAUAUGUUUGAGGCCAUCUAUUAUGUGACAUUCACUUCGACAGUGAUUUUGGCGUCUGCCAUUCUCUUUAGAGAGUGGACGUCGGUCAGCAUUGUGGACUGCCUGGGCAUGCUUUGUGGUCUGACCACUGUGUCUAUAGGGGUUGCACUGCUGCGCAUCUCCCAAGAUGCUUUACUCACAUGGAAACAAACGAAAAUGUUGAAAAAAGUUGAGUGAUACAGCUUUCAUAGUCACUGAAUUUGUUCUUGAUAUAGUUUAACUGUAACGUUGAGUCCCAGGUAUUUGAGAAAACCUGUGCCAUAAUCUUUUAAAUAUUUAAACGUACAAAGUAAUUUGGUUGAUUAUAAUACAUAAACAACUGCAAGUAAGCACAGGCCUAUUUCAAUGCAUAUCAGAGUGUGCUGCUAUUUUUGGUAUUUUUAUAAUUAUGCUAUGCAUAUACAACAUGUAUUAAUUCAUUAAUACAUAAUCUACUGUGAUUGUACACUGUAAUUCGUCUAUAUUUAAAAAAAAGUUGUCAUUUUA
Molecule: messenger RNA, 1389 nt
Organism: Alosa sapidissima (American shad)
Lineage: Eukaryota; Metazoa; Chordata; Actinopteri; Clupeiformes; Clupeidae
Gene: nipa1
Product: NIPA magnesium transporter 1
Exons: 5
Coding region: 142-1080 (312 amino acids)
Biological process (GO): magnesium ion transport
Cellular component (GO): membrane
Molecular function (GO): magnesium ion transmembrane transporter activity
Source: RefSeq, a predicted model, not a curated record